Molecule: messenger RNA, 3885 nt
Organism: Dromaius novaehollandiae (emu)
Lineage: Eukaryota; Metazoa; Chordata; Aves; Casuariiformes; Dromaiidae
Gene: NPHS2
Product: NPHS2 stomatin family member, podocin
Exons: 8
Coding region: 28-1206 (392 amino acids)
Cellular component (GO): plasma membrane
Source: RefSeq, a predicted model, not a curated record
AUUCAUCCUCGUGCCACAGGCAGCUGCAUGCUCCUCAGCUCAGAGAAUCAGAUGAAGAUGGAUAAGAGGUCUCGGAGCUCCUCCAGGGAGUCUCACAGGAGAAACAGAGAGUCCCCAGCUACGCAGAGCAAACGAGAGAAGAGAGAGAGCAGCAGAGAAGCCAGCAAGGGAAGGGGAGACAUAAAGCAGGAGAAAGCAAAGGAGACCAAGAGCACCGCAGGGACAGAUGGUAGGGUGCACACAUCCACAGUGGUGGACGUGGAUGAUGUGAUAUCUGAUGAAGAAAUGGAGCCGAUGGCAUUGCUGGACAGCGAGCGACAAGAGGAAGGUGUAAAGUCUCCAGGUCUAGGCAUCUGCGAAUGGCUUCUGACCAUCUUGUCUUUCCUGUUCAUCAUCAUGACCUUCCCCAUCUCUGUCUGGUUCUGCAUGAAGGUAGUGCGGGAGUAUGAGAGAGCCAUUGUUUUCCGACUUGGGCGUCUCCUUCCUGGCAGAGCCAGAGGGCCUGGCCUUUUCUUCUUCCUUCCCUGUCUGGACACAUAUCACAAGGUGGACCUCCGCCUCAAAACCCUAGAGAUCCCUUUCCACCAGGUGGUGACCAAAGACAUGGUUACCUUGGAGAUAGAUGCUGUCUGCUACUACCGGCUGGAGAAUGCCUCUCUCCUCCUCACCACCCUGACCAGCAUCUCCAGUGCCAUCCAGCUGCUGGUGCAGACUACCACGAAGCGCCUCCUGGCACAUCGAGCCUUCUCCGAACUCCUAUUGGAGAGGAAGAGCAUCAGCCAGGAGAUGAAGGUGGCCUUGGAUGCCGUCACAGGCUGCUGGGGGAUCAAGGUGGAGAGAACAGAAAUCAACAACGUACAGCUGCCUGCUGAAGUCCGGCAGUCCCUGGCCGUAGAAGCAGAGGCUCAGAGGCAGGCCAAAGUGCGGGUGAUUGCUGCUGAGGGGGAAAAGGCUGCUUCCGAGUCCCUGCGGAUGGCAGCUGAGAUCCUGUCUAGUGCCCCUGCUGCUGCUCAGCUCCGUUACCUCCACGCACUGCACUCUUUUGCUGCAGAGAAACCUGCUGCCUUCAUCUUGCCCUUGCCUUUGGAUCCCAUGAACCUGGUCUCUUCAGCCACUCGCAGCCCCCCAGGAGUAAGCAGCCUCCUCACGGACCACGCAAAUCUCCCAGAAAGCCUAAAAGACAAGAAGGACUCACCCAUGCUGUAAGAGCUGUCCUAGAAAUGGUUGCCACAGUGCCCCAGUCAGUCCUGCCCAAAGAGGAGCAAGAAGGCUGGUCUACAGCCCAUCAGCAGCGUGUGGGCCAGAGGUGGGAGAAAAGGCAGCCUAGGCCUGUAAUAUAAAGUAGAUUGUACAUGCAAGAAGUUUCUGCGUGCUUUGGAAAGGAAAAAAUAUGGAGCACAAGGAGCAAGGGCACAUGUGUGAGCAGGGGGUCAAGGGGGGGGCAUCUUCCCUUCCUUUCUCCUCGCCAGACACACCUCUGACACCACAGGGCCUGACCCCAGGGUCUGAUCCAUCCUUCCUCAUUACAUCAACAGGAAAAACAGACUAGCCUCUAUAUAUUUAAAAGCUCUGAAUCCCCAAACCCUGCUCCCAACAUGAGCUGCAAGGAAUUAACGUGCAGAGAGCCUGACACUGGGACCAAGGAGGCAGGUACAGGCUGCCCCCCGGGGCAGGGGACAUCUUAUUAGAGACAGUGGUUUCCUGGGGCUCUGUCUUUGUGCUCGGACUCGGGGUUUUCCUUCUGCACCCUUGGCUGUAAGUGGCUAUUUUUAAAAGAAGGGUAGGUCUUGCAGCAGGGUGGUAAAACAGCGCUGAGGCAUGACUGGCUGGCCUGCUUGGGCAGGAGCACGCUCCUCUUCACAGCCAGUCUCUGUGUGCGUUGCCCUGGGAAAAUGCAACUGCUCGGGUGGUGCAGAAGGGAUCCUUGCUCAAGUGCCUUUGCCCUCAGCGUGAAUGGUUGAUUAGAGGCGAGAAGAGCGAGACAGGCUGGGGUGGGAGCCUGGUAAACUGGAACUGCUCCUGGGGAGGGCAACAGGGGCAGGCUCAGCCUGCAGGCAGGUUGGUGGGCACUGCUGGCCUGGCUCCCUUGCAGCUUCACCGCUUGCCCAGGGGGCCCUGGAGGCAGCCCUGGAUACAGGAGUUCGGUCACCACCCAUGCACACAUACAUACACAGCCAAGAUGUUUAACCUCUAGUACUAAACUAGGAGGAAAGGAGGAAGAAGGGAAAGGAGGAAAGGGCAGCAUUUUGUGGCUUGGCACUUGCUAGCAAGGCACACCAGCUGUGCAGAGGGAAGGCAGGCUGUGCUGCUGCUUUCUUCCGCUGGGUGGUGAGCCAGGACAAGAUCUGAGCUUGUAGGUGGCUGCUUCCAGGAUUACUGUGUAUCUAAAAAGAGACAGAGAUGAUCUGCUUAGCCAGCUCCCACUGAGCUGACAAGAAGGAAUCCAGCACCACACUGGAAAAGCUAGCUAUCUCCUUGAGAACCGUAAUUCUAUUGAAGACUGCAGCCACCUUGGGCAUCCCUAUAGACAGGGCAGAAGCAGAGAAAGUCCUCAGAGCUCUCAUAAGAUCCAGAGAAAGUCCUCAAAACUCCUAUAAAAUCCAUCCUUCCUUUCCCUUGGCAAAGAUAGGGAGCAUAAAGGAAAUCCCAGUACUCAGUUUCUUUCAUUUUGGUGUCCUUGUGUGGAUACCCGCUCUGCUCCUGCCCUUUUAUGUGAUCUGCAAUACCUCCCUGUGCUUUGAAGCAGGCCGCCCCUGCACAGCCAUUCCCAGUCCAAGUGUUCUGGUGCUGGAGGAAAGCAGCGGCCUGUAGAGGCUGAGCUAGAGAGCACUUUGGGGCUCUUCUCUAACUGCCCACAUGGUAAUUUGCCACCAGGAUAGUCCCUAGCAGGGGUAUCCUGGCCCAUCGCUUAUUCUUGUAUUCUCACUAGUUUUUUCAGUCCCUCUUUGGCUGCUAGUAAUGCUCCACGAGCAAGGCCCAUGCCCUUGGUACGAAUUCCUUUAAAUGCAAUUGUGUCAUAAGGAGGGACUGCAGAUACUGGUUUAAUACAGUGAAGCACAAGCUUCAGACCCUUUAAUCAGACCCUUCAGCUCCCUCGAGUCCCCUUCCCAAUACGCAGUGUUCUCAUAACACUCACAAGUAUUUGCCAGCUUUCUUACAGCAAGGACACUCAGCAAACCAGCCCCCUUACAAGUGGCUGGAAAGUGGAAAAUUUCCACCUGUGAAAUUACGAGUGAUCACACAAGCAGCUGAGCUCUGGGUGUAACUUCCUGAGGGCACUUCACAUGCAGCUUGCUCUCCCACUGUAACUUCUCACGCAAGGACUGAGGGAGUCCAUAAUAGAUCUCAGCAGUAAUCCGGUCAUAGAAAACUGGCUCUGGGGAGCGUAACAGCUCUGUAGUCUUCCACUGAUGAACCUGAGCUGUGUAGUUACUGCUCUAAGGCUGCUUCUGGUUAUUUCUCAUGCUGCUUGCAUAGGUGCCUGUUUCCCAACCUAGAGCAAAAGGGUGUAAAUACUGCAUGGCAUGAACUACAGAUGAUCCUUUCUCUGAGCACUUCUCUAGCUAAAUUUCUGACUCCAUGUAAAAUGAUCCAUAGAGAUCCAGGUUCCUUGGCAAAUCAAGGAACAGAAUAAAGCAUGAAAGGAACAACUCUUAGUCUGAACAACAAAUAAGAUGCUCAGAGACACAUGGUACUAUGCACACACACAUUACCCUGUUUACAGUCAUAUCUGCAGAAGUCAGGCAUAAUUACUGAGUCAGGCAUUAAAGCUUUUCUGCAAUAUUCAGUUAUAAAAAAGGCAAAUUAUAGCUGAGAGCAUCAUCAGUUCCAAAGAACGCACCUAGUUCCAGCAAGAUCUUCUCUAAGUAUACAUUGCUGGUAGAA